AUGCCCAAAAAAUUUGGGCAGCCCGCGCCCGAGAGAGGGAUUUAUCCCAAAUCCCUCUCUCAUUUCUCAUUUCCCCUCUCUCUCUUCAUUCCCCCCUCUCCCCCUUCUCGUUCUCUUCGCCGGCGUCGGACCCGCGCUGCCACAGAAGAAUCCCACGACGCCGCCAUCGAGGACGAGGACACCGGAGCCCAGAUCGUCCCCAUCAUCAAGCUCGAGGAGGUCGCCGUCACCACCGGCGAAGAGGACGAGGAGGCCAUCCUCGACCUGAAAGCGAAGUUGUAUCGGUUCGAUAAAGAGGGGAAGCAAUGGAAGGAGCGAGGGAGCGGGAGCGGGAGCGGGAGCGUGAAGCUGUUGAAGCACAAGGAGAGCGGCAAAGUCCGGUUGGUUAUGAGGCAGGCCAAGACCCUCAAGAUUUGCGCGAACCACUAUGGUGAGAUUUUUUCUUAG
Molecule: messenger RNA, 447 nt
Organism: Asparagus officinalis (garden asparagus)
Lineage: Eukaryota; Viridiplantae; Streptophyta; Magnoliopsida; Asparagales; Asparagaceae
Product: ran-binding protein 1 homolog c-like
Exons: 2
Coding region: 1-447 (148 amino acids)
Biological process (GO): intracellular transport
Cellular component (GO): nuclear pore; cytoplasm
Molecular function (GO): GTPase activator activity
Source: RefSeq, a predicted model, not a curated record